UUUGUACUGUAAAUUAUUUUUUUUACCCCAGAUAUAUGUCAUCACAAUUGCUACAGACAAAAACAAACAUGAAGCAUUUCAGCCAGUUCUAGAUACAUAUAUUCAACAAAACUUCCACGCAACCCUCGCAUACAACAAAUUGAUCCAUGUUCUAAAAUACUAUGUAGAAGAGGGACAGAACACAGAUCUGCAAGAAACCUUGAAGAAAGCCAUGAAGUGCCUUCAGUAUGUUUUCAAAUUUAUCAUACGCUCCAGACAACUUUUUGUUGAAUUAUAUGGACGUGGACAAGAAGAGUUUGAGAAGAGUCUACAAAAGUUACUGGAGGCAAUGGCUUCUAUGAUGAAGCACACCUUGGACUCCACUCUCACUGUACAAGCUCAUUGUCUCAAGUAUAUCACCACAACUAUUCCUGAUAUCAUAACUAAUUUUGAUUCAGUCACAAUGAGCCACAUCUUGGUGAAGAUGAUUGACAAUCUAGACCAAAAGCGUAUUCCGAAGCAGAAGUUGAUGACUGUGAAUGAAAUCGUUCACAGUGAGCUCUUUAAAAUCCCAGACUGUCGGCGAGUAUUGCUUCCAUCAUUCAUUAAUCACAUUCGUCGACUUUUGGCUUCGAAUGACGAGAUGACAGAUCUUGAGGUUGUAAUGAGAAAGGAGAGAAAAAAGUCCAAACUAAAAAAACUGCUGGAUCUGGACAACGCUGCUCAGUUGCCUGAAGAUCGCACCAUCACAGAAGAGUUGGAUUUGUGUGUGAAAAUCCUGGGAGACAUUCUGGAUGUGCUGUUUUCUAAGGAUGUGGGAGAUACCUCUGAAGACAUUAGUCUGCUCUCCACCAGACUGCUGGAAGAUAUUCUUUCUACGGUGUUCAAGAUGACUCGAGAGGAGCCACUAAUUUGCAAAUUUGUGAGUGUGCUGGUUUCCCUCUUUCGGCAAAUGUCAAGACUGCACUUUGAGAACUUUUUUUGCCAAUUUCAAAUCUUGGAACAGCUCUGUAACUUCUUACUAGAGCUUCUGAUGGUGGUGGAGAACCUUGUAAAAGAUCCUGUGUUUCCUGCAGAUUGGGCAGAGAUGAUUCUCCUAGAGAACAGUGUAAUCGUGAAGGUGUUGCGUCAGUGUUCACGAAUAAUUUCAGGAAGAAUGCUUGAGCCUUUUCAAGAAAGUGUUUGGAGGAGCUUCUUUCAUUGUGCCAUCAAUUUCAUUACACAGCCUUCUUUGCAGUUGGAAAAUUUUACACAAAGCAAGAGAAACAAAAUUCUUCAUCGAUAUGGUGAUAUGCGUCGAGAAACUGCCUUGGAAGUUAAGAGCUUGUGGUUCAGUUUAGGUCAACACAAGAUAAGAUUUGUCGCAGGAUCAGAUAGCAAACUGUGUAUGGUUGGUCCAUUCCUCAAGAUGACGAUGUUGCCUGAUGUGGAACUUCGCAGAGCCACCAUUCCUAUCUUCUUUGAUAUGAUGCAAUGUGAAUUUUAUUCUCUAAGAGACCAAGGGAAAGACUUGCCUCCAGAUAUGGCUCGAAAUAACCAGAAGAUUAAGGGAAAGUUUAAUGAGUUUGAGAAUGAAAUGUUGGAAAAACUAGACCAGCUUGUUGAAAGUGGUCAUGGUGAUGAACUUUCGAGAGUAUUCAGAACAUGAUUGGUGCCCUCUUUUGAGGUCCCUACCAUGCAAGAAUCUGGCACAAUUAUUUCCACAGUCACAAGACUAAUGGAUCGUCUCUUACAGUACGCACAUAUGACCACCUGCAAUUCAGAAAAUCGUAUGAGUUGUAUUGUCAACCUACUGGACUUCUAUUCUGAAAUUAAUAGAAAAGAAUUAUACCUUCGGUAUGUAUAUAAGUUGUCUGAACUUCACCUGGCAUGCGACAACUACACCGAGGCUGGCUAUACACUGCGGCAACAUGCUAACCUCCUGCGGUGGUCCCCAGACCCCCUCUCGACAGCGCUUCGCUCACCUCACUAUCACACAAUUGAUCACCAUGAUGAACUGAAAGAGAAGCUUUAUGAGGAAAUCAUCAGUUAUUUUGACAAGGGAAAGAUGUGGGAAGAUGCACUCACUCUCUGCAAGGAAUUGGUUAAGCAUUACGAAGAAGUCAUUAUUGAUUAUGUCAAGCUGUCUGAUCUCCUCACCCGUAUGGCUGUCUUCUACAAGAACAUAAUGAACCCUCAGAAUCUUCGUCCUGAGCCAGAGUAUUUCAGGGUUGCCUAUUAUGGACGAGGUUUUCCGGCUUUUCUUCAGAAUAAGGUGUUCGUUUAUCGGGGAAAUGGGUUUGAACGUUUAGCUGACUUCACAUCCCGCAUUUUGGAUCAGUUUCCUAACGCUGAGCUCAUGAAGAAGCUCACUCCACCAAGUUAUGAAGUUAAGGAGUCACCGCAGCAGUUCCUACAAAUCAGUAAAGUAGAUUGUGCAAUGCAGGAGGAAAGAUUCUCCUCUGCUGCUGUCUCUGAGCAAAUUCGUAGCUAUUAUCGGGCCAACCAUGUCAAGACCUUCACUUAUUCUCGACCCUUUCAUCGAGGACAAAAGGACCCUACAAAUGAAUUUGCCACACUGUGCAUUGAGAAAACAACACUCCAGACCUCAUAUUCUUUACCUGGAAUUCUUCGGUGCUUCCCUGUAGUCAAAACCAAAUCAGUAGAACUGUCUCCUUUAGAGAAUGCCCUUGAAACUAUGGCCACUGCAAACACAGAAGUAUAUGAUCUGGCCAGGCAGUAUGCUGCAGAUUCCACUUUGCCAUUGCAUCCUCUAACAAGGAAAGUAUCAGGAAUAGUGGAUGCUGCUGUCAUGGGUGGCAUUUCUAACUAUGAAAAGGCAUUCUUAACUGAUGAGUACAUUGAGAGCCAUCCCAACGAUGCAGACAAGUUAGACAGCUUGCGUCAUCUUAUUGCUUCUCAGGUGCCACUCUUAGAAGCUGCUCUCUCUAUUCAUGCCAGUCGUGUGACUGAGCCUGUUGCUGGCUUACAUGAUCAUAUGGUGACAUCUUUCAAUAAGAUGAAGGCACAAGUACAAGAGAAGUAUGGAGAAGCUGAGAUGCCCGAGGAUCUGAAAAUUGAAGUCCGACCAUUGAGACUUCAAUCUCAGCAGAGUGUGAAUAAUGACCAGUCAGCACGUUCCUCCCAUCUGUACAGCAGCCAUGAUAGUGUAGAAGCAGACGUCGGGGAGCUGUUGUCCCUGAGAGAGGAACCUCGCAUUGACAAGCCCCGCAUGAGCUUCACCCGUGGCCUGCAUGCUAUCUCUAGCCUCUCUUCUGACUUUAUGUUUAUGUAAGUCCAUCAUCUUCAC
This is a messenger RNA of Cherax quadricarinatus, 3268 nucleotides long. The record is from RefSeq and is a predicted model, not a curated record. NCBI's taxonomy places the organism in Eukaryota, Metazoa, Arthropoda, Malacostraca, Decapoda, Parastacidae.